AUCCAAACCCCAUUGUAGCUCUAACAAUGUGUUCCAUUAGGCUUCCCAUCAACCCUGUACCCGCUGAAGGAAAGCAUCCCCACAGGAUGACGCUGCCACUACUGUGGUGGUAAUGUUAUUUUUCUGCGAAAAAAAACUCUAAAUAGAAUUCAGUAUUUAUAUUAGUUCUUCUUUUUCCUUCCACUUCGCAACUGGGCGCUACUUUGUGUUGAUCUAUCACAGUUUGUGGUUGUAACUUGACGGGGAAAAGUUCAACGGUAUGGAUACUUUUGCAAGGAAAUGUUAAAUAAAUAUAAAUCUCCGUACAAUGUUGCCAAUGAGUUUAGUUUUACUGUAAAACCAGCGAUUACAGAGGAGGGUGGGAACCAGGUGUUCUUAAGGACAAAGCUCCGCCCACAUUUACCUUAAAUGUCCAUGACUCAGAAAUAUGAUUGGUUGAAGAGUGGUUGCGGCUGCUUGUGCGGUGAGACAUGGCGGAGUUUGUAGUCACAGACAGGGCUGUUGGGUAGUUUUCAGUUUCCAAAAUGCUGAAAGAACUCAACUCUGGCUUGAUUUCCCUUCGUAACACGCCGGAGUCCAGCUUGAAGUAGCAGGGAGGUUUAUUUAUUUAUUUUUCUUUCGAGAAGGACGGAGCGGCGGGCGUCGGGGGCGAACAAAAUGUGUUGUCAUCUUUGCUCAGUCAACAGCCUCAGGCAACAAAUAUGGCUUCUUCUUGUGUAUCCUUUAUUUCGGGUUGAAAGCCGUCCCGAGUGGGUCAAGCGGGACAGUUUUCAGUAGCUUGUUCAAAGUGAGGUCGACUAACACGGAGAGAGACUUCGAAGCGGGGAGGAGGAGGAGGAGGAGUGGGAAGGAAGAUGGAGCUCCGGCAUAAAGAGUUACUGGAGAAAUGCUACCAGAACUUGGUGGAGUCCAUAACAGACGCGGACCGAGUUGUGGACGUUUUGGCCCGCUGUGGGGCCCUCACUCAGACGGAGCUGCUGGAGCUGGGACACCACUGCGUCUCCGGUUCUGAGAAAGUGGACCUUCUUCUGAAGAUACUGCUGAGCAAGGACAGGGACUGCUUCGCGGAGUUCUGCACGGCUCUGGAGGCGACCCACCCUCACCUGCACUCCCUGCUGCUGGAUGGCGUCGGACCAGUGGAUCACACUACUGGGUCCACUUACAGCGUUCUGUCCACCAUGCCGUCAGACUCGGAGAGCAGCAGCUCGCUCAGCAGCUUGGGUGAGUGUGGCACCCCUGGUAACUCUGGUCAAGCCUCUUCCCCUCUGCCUGCCCACGUCGACAUCCAUCAGGCAAAUGAGAAGAUGGAGAAGGUGCUGUUCCAGCUGGGACAAGUGACUCAUGAGAGGGACGAACUGCUCAAACGUGUGGCCCUCCCUUUGCCUGGAAACGCUUUUGACGAAUGCAGACUAAACUCAAGAUCAGGUCAUGACUAUGAGCGUCUAAAGCUGCAGUGCAUGAAAGCAAUGGCGGACCUGCAGUCCCUGCAGAAUCAGCACAGCACCACCCUGAAGAGGUGCGAGGAGGCUGUGAAGAAGGCAGACUUUUAUCGACGUCUAGCAAGUGACCACAACCAGCUAAAAGAAGAGCUUGAGGCCGUGAGGCAACACAACAUCCAGCUGGUUAGAGAGCACAACCAUGUCAAGCAGACCUGCGAGGAGCUCAGGAGGCUGCAUGAGGAAGACCAGAGGGAGGUGGCUGAUAUGAGGAUGCUGCACCAGCAGGUGAUGAGAGAAGGAUCAUCUGAUGUUCUCAAUAAACUGUAUGAAACAGCUGUGGAUAAAUUGGAGGCAAUAAAGAGCGACUACGAAGCUCUGAGGAAGCGCUACAGUGAGAAGACAGUCAGUCACAAUGCAGACUUGAGCCGUUUGGACCAAUUUGAGGAGGAGAAUCACCGACUGCAAAAGACCCUGGACAUACUGUCGAAACAGAGGGAUGCUGCCAUCCACUAUCAGCAGCAGAUCUCUACGUCUGUUCAAAGGUUUGACAACACUCAGCAUGAGCUCUCCAAGGCCACAGUGCAGAAUUUGGAGCUACAGCGGGAGCUAGAGCGGCUGGAGUCGGAGACGACCAGACUUAAGACCCAGCAGCUGAAGGCCGUGAAAGACUGCGAAAAGUACAAGGAGGAGCGGGACUCUGUGAUCAGCGAGUACCGCCUGAUCAUGAGCGAGAGGGACCAGGUGAUCAAAGAGGUGGACAGGCUCCAGACGGGGCUGGAGGUGGCGGAGGCAAAGCUCAAGAACAAUUCCUCAGAGAGACAGGUGGCCAACGAGGAGUUGGAGGCUUUACAACAAGAACUGGGUUCUGCGCUGGUGGACAGGGACCGAGCUAUCUGUGAAAAGAACGAGCUGCUGGAGAAAUACUGCCAUGAGGUAAAGGACAAGACGGAGGCCCAGAAGGAGCUGAACCAGGCCUGCAAGGACAUCGAGACGGUGCGUGAGGAAAGGGAUGUGGCCCGCAAGGAGAGAACAGAAGCCAUCAUACAAAGGGACCAGCUGCUGCGAGAGUAUUACCAGGCCAGACAGAAACAAGACUCUGCCACUCUGGACAUGGAGCGGACCAACAAAGAGAUCGAGAUUCUCAGGAAGCAGUACGAGGCCAUUUCUCAGGAGCUGAAAGAGGCUCUGCAAGAGGCAGAGGUUGCUAAAUGUCGACGAGACUGGGCCUUCCAGGAGAGGGACAAGAUCGUGGCAGAGAGGGAGAGCAUCCGGACGUUGUGUGACAAUCUGAGACGAGAAAGAGACAGGGCAGUAAGCGAUCUGGCUGAUGCUCUGAGGAAUCUAGAUGAUACAAGGAAGCAGAAGAAUGAUGCUGCGCGUGAACUCAAAGAACUAAAAGAAAAAUUGGACGAUCGGUUAGAGACAGAAGCCAGAUAUUGCCAACUAAUGGCUCAUAGUUCACAUGACUCAGCCAUAGAUACAGACUCCAUAGAGUGGGAAACAGAAGUUGUAGAGCUGGAAAAGCACAGAGAUAUGGAUUUGAAAGCGCUUGGUUUUGAUAUUGCUGAAUGUGUAAAUGAUCCAUAUUUACCAGGAGAUAGUGGGAUAUUUGUGUCCAAGGUGGACAAAGGAGGUAUUGCAGAAGGAAGAUUAAGGGUGAACGACUGGUUGUUGAAAAUUAACGAUGUGGAUCUGACCAAUAAGGACAGAAAGCAGGUGAUCAAAGCUGUGUUGAGCAGGGAGGGAGUGGUUAAUAUGGUGGUUCGAAGGAGGAAGUCACUUGGAGGACGGAUCAUCACUCCAGUCCAGAUUAACCUGGCUGGACACAAAGACUGUGGAAUCGGUUUGGAGAGUGGAGUGUUUGUUGCCACUUUGGCUGCAAGAAGUCCUGCGUCCAGAGACUGUAAUCUUGCUGUUGGUGACAGACUAUUGGCUAUCAAUGGAAUUGAACUUCAUGGCAGGUCUCUUUCUGAAUGUGAGUCUCUGCUGAGGACCUGUGGCAACUCUCUCAGCAUCUCCCUCAUGAAGUUCCUUCCACAGAGCUCUUCUGGACAGAAUUUAUUUGAAGCUUUAAGAGACUCGGAAAAGAACAUGCGCCUCCAAUCCAGUGAGCUCGUCCCCAGGGCCUGCAGGAACUCCAAGCACAAUUGCUCAACUCAAACUGACAUUUGCAGCUGCAAGUCAGGCAGCAGAGAGGAGGAAGUAUGUAUGGGUACAUGCGAUUCCCUAGAAAAAAGCAGAAACGGCAGCGAUCAUACCCAUCACAAAUCCUUCUCUGACUGCUUCCAGCAUUCCUGCUCUCUUUCCAUCUCCCACAGUCAGUCAGAGCCUCAUCCAGUGCUCAGCUACCAGAGGCAGGACCUCAAUCCUCGUUCCCUUACCUUCAUCCCUUUGGUAUCUAACUGCAGCCCUGCUCAGCCGUCUGCGGACGGAGGGCAAAGCCCACCAACGAAGGCCGUUGGAGGAACAUGGCCUAAAGUUAUAGUCGGGACUUCUGUCACUGAGUGCACUCAGCUGUCUAUCUUCAAAAAACCCAAACAGAGGAAGUCCAUCUUUGAUGUAAAUGCUUUCAGGAGGCCAGAGACAACUCCUAAACUGGACUACAUGUCUCUGUCUCAAAUGUUCAAGCAUUCACCACAGAGUUCUGUAUCUGAAACGUCUCAGACGCCUCCCAUUCCACCGACAAGGAGCGACUCCUUUAGAUUUAAGCAUCGGCAGCAGAAUAGCUCUGCAUCUGAUUCCACCAUCACCACUAGCACGCCGCCGUCCUCCAUGGCCCUAGCUGCAAGCCCCCAGGAUGAAGGGUUUGAGGGAAGCCAGGAAUAUUAUACCAACAUGCCUGCAGGAAAAAACAAAAGGAACCUAAAGAAGUCUAGAGAGAAGGAGGAGAGCCGACGCAGAGCAGAAGUGCAGGAAAAGAGGAGGUACAGGCCAAAAUCAGCACCAGCUCUACGGCGGAACGUGACCCCAUUACACAUUCCUGUUCCCAUGCAGGCUCAGGCUUUCUCUAAUGAUGAACACUCCCCAGAGCCAGUGGACUUGUUACGCUUCUCUCCUUUGAGGACUAAUAGGUACAGCGUGCCAUUUGCCCAACCGAGCUACAUCAGCUUGACAGCGCACCCGCCACAGCGACGUGUGACACCGUGUCCUGCAAUGACUGCUGUGAUGAGGAACCCGGUUUACACAGCGUGGAGCCAUGAGAUCCAGAACUGUACUCCAGUUCCCAAUUCAGGCCUCGAUCAACAUCCACAAAGCCCCCAGCAUCAGGGUCCUCUCAGUUUGGACCUUUGCCACAAACGCAAUGGACACUCGAGUGAGACGAACUACAGCCAGCCACCACACAGCACCAAGUCUUUGCCCUCUGGAGCCAGGCUGAGCUCUCCUGGUACUUUGCAGUUUAAGGCAGAACGCAUAAAAAUCCCUCCGGCUCGUUACUCUCGCUCCACUGGAUCUGACAAAGGCUCUCUUUCACAUUCAGAGUGCAGCAGCCCAACGCCUCCAAUGUCCCCUGUCAACCUGGACACAUCGUCUUUCUCCAGCAGCCAAUCGCAGAACUCAGUUUCUUCCCAUCCCAGGAUAUCCGUUAGCCCCGCUCCAGUUGGUGACAGACGGAAAGAUGGAUUUCUUUCUUCCUGCACACCUUUUGUUACACGUCCACCAGUAAAGCCUGAUUUACUCUCUUUAAGAAGCUUGAGGCCUUUUUUAGGGGAGCCACGCAAUGUGACAGUACAAAAAGGAGCAGAACCACUUGGGAUCUCUAUAGUGAGUGGAGAAAACGGAGGGGUAUUCGUCUCCAAAGUAACGCCAGGGAGCAUCGCUCAUCAGGCCCGUUUAGAGUACGGAGACCAGCUGCUGGAGUUUAAUGGAAUCAACCUGCGUAAUGCCAACGAGCAGCAAGCCCGGCUGGUGAUCGGACAACAGUGUGAAACAGUCACCAUUUUGGCUCAAUAUAAUCCUCACAUGUUUCAGUUGGGGAAUCACUCUCGAUCAGGUUCUCAAAUGGAGUCUGCCAGCAAACAUCUGACUCCCGGUGUACCUACCAGCCCAGACAGUCACUCCAUCGUUGACACACAGAGUGAACAGGACGAGGGCACAAUGACGCCUCCAUCCAGGCAGACAACUCCUGCCACAAGUCCACACAACUCUAUCAGGCUUCCGGGCUCACUUUUACUGCGGGCUGCAGAUCCUCGCCUGGUGAGGAAGAAGAAGAUUGAUGCAGAACUGGGUGUUCAGAUCUGUGGGGGAAACAUUUGUGGCAUCUUUGUGGAAAUGCUGGAUGAUGAAAGCCCAGCAAAGAGUCCUGAUGGUUUGCUACCUGGAGACCUAAUACUGGAGUACAAUGGCGUCAGCAUGAAGAAUAAAACCAAAGAAGAUGCUUACCUUGAAAUGUUAAAACCGGCUGAAACAUUCAUGUUCAAGGUCCAGAACUGUGUGGACAGCCUUGCUGAAAUCAAAGAAUCUCAAGGGGAUGGGUUUUUCAUCAGAGCGCUUUAUGAGCGGGGUGCUGAAGCAGAGCAGGAGCUUAGCUUUAAGAAAGAUGACAUCCUGUAUGUUGAAGACACCCUACCUAAUGGUAACUUUGGCUUCUGGAUGGCCUGGCAGCUUGAUGAGAAUGCACAGAGGCUGGAGAAGGGUCAGAUCCCAAGCAAAUACAUGAUGGAUCAGGAGUUUUACAGAAGAAACGGCAUGGCUGAUAUGAAAGAUGAGAACGGAACCAGCAAGUCCUUGUCUGCUGCUGCUCGGAGGUCGUUCUUCCGUCGGAGGCUGAAGCACAAACGUAGCGGGUCUAAGGAUGGGAAGGACCUGAUGGCUCUCGACAACAUAAGCACAGAUUCUUUACCCAUCCCAGAAGAUGGAAUGAGCCUGAUGUACCAGCGGGUUCAGAAGGUGGACUGCUCGUCCCCCAGACCGGUGCUGAUCUUGGGUCCGUUAGCAGAGGCCUGUAAAGACCUACUGGUGAAAGAGGCUCCUGCCAACUUCUGUCGCUGCCUCCCUGAAAUCAUGAAGGCAUCUCAGCAGGCAAUAGAGCGAGGAGUGAAGGACUGUGUGUUCAUUGAUUACAAACGGAGGAGCGGCCAUUUUGACGUGACAACUGUUGCAUCAAUAAAGGAGAUCAUAGAGAAGGACUGUCACUGUUUACUUGACAUUGCUCCUUACGCCAUCGAACGUCUUCACAGCGUUCACAUCUACCCAAUCGUCAUAUUCAUUCGCUACAAAAAUGCCAAGCAGAUAAAGGAGCAGAAGGAUCCUCUCUACCUGCGGGAUAAACUCUCUCAGAAACAUUCCAAGGAACAGUUUGAGGCGGCACAAAAAAUUGAGCAGGAGUACAGCCGGUUCUUCACAGGCGUUGUCCGAGGAGGCAGCGUCUCGUCCAUUAGCACUCAGAUCAUGACCAUCGUGGAGCGCGAGCAGAAUAAAGUCCUCUGGAUUCCAGAAGGAGCACCAUAGAAAUUUCAUCGCACUACAUCCCACUCUCACACUUGUUAUGUAGCAUUAUUUUUAUUUUGUUUUAUCGUAGGGUACAUAAUAACUCAGACACUUCAAUUAACAUCUAAGGCUUACUCGCUUUUACGAACAUCAGCACUGAUGAUGAUAAUAAUGCAAUAUUCCCACUACAUACGUGAUUUACUGAGCAGCAGCUAGAUUUGUUUACACUAGUAUUUGAUACUUGAAUGUUCUAUUCUCCCUCAGAUGUGGUAGUACUCCUUAAAUUCAUUUUUGUUGCCAUAAACAUGUUGGACAACAAUGAAGACAUAUUCCUGAAAUGAUGGAUUAGACUACAAUGUUCCCUUCCUUCUCUAUAUUUAUAUGCAUUUUCCUCUCAUGUAAUUUAUCUAAACAUUUUUUUCUAAUCAUUAGGAAGAAUAUUUUUUCAUUUAAUGUUCUUAUUUAUAGAGGAGAAAAUUGUUCUUUGUUUUUUGUUUUGUGGUAUGAAGGUUCCAUUUUUAUUCCAGUUCUCAUAAAUAACAUUGUGCCAACUCCAGUUUUGUUUGUCUUGUUAAAAUCAUGCGGCAGUUUUCUAGUUUCAACAUUUGUCCCUGGUUGUCUUUCCAAUUCUGCCAAUAUAGUUUUUCUUUGUCAAAUGAAAUAUAAAGAAGGGAGUAUUUUUAUUUGAAAUUUGUGGAUGGUUGUCAAAUAAACAUGUUCACAGAUACCUUGUGAUUCAUGCUAGCACAUUUUAUCUUAGCUAAAACACUUGAGAUAAGUUGAAGGUUAAUAUUUCCUUAAAAAUAUUAAAAACAAAUUAUAGUUGAUAAA
Molecule: messenger RNA, 7697 nt
Organism: Girardinichthys multiradiatus
Lineage: Eukaryota; Metazoa; Chordata; Actinopteri; Cyprinodontiformes; Goodeidae
Product: disks large homolog 5-like
Exons: 34
Coding region: 855-6887 (2010 amino acids)
Biological process (GO): regulation of apoptotic process
Molecular function (GO): protein binding
Source: RefSeq, a predicted model, not a curated record